UGCUCCCUGUGAAGCCCCGCAGAGAGAGGAGAGGAGGUGGGUGCGGAGCGUGUCGUGGGGCCUGGCUCGGGCUGAGCGAGGGGAAGGAGAAGCCUCUGGAAAGGGUGAGCUCGGGACGCAGAGCUGGAGGCCAACAGACCAUGGAGCUGAAAUGGCUACUGUAUGUGACCCUGCUAGCUCUUGGGGUCCUUGCUGCCCAGGCACAUGAUAUGGAUGAAGACAACGAUGCUGAUGAUGUAGUUGAUAUCGAGGAUGACUUGGACGAUGGCAUUGAGGAGGUAGAAGAGUCAAAAUCUGAAACAAGCAGUCCUCCUCCAGCUCCAAAGGUUACCUACAGGCCCCCAGUCCCAACUGGUGAAGUGUAUUUUGCGGAGUCGUUUGAUAAAGGAACUCUGGAUGGAUGGAUCCUUUCCAGAGCCAAGAAAGAUGAUACGGAUGAUGAGAUUGCAAAAUAUGAUGGUAAAUGGGAAGUCCAAGACAUGAAGGACACUAAGCUUCCAGGAGACAAAGGGCUUGUACUGGUAACCCGAGCCAAGCAUCACGCGAUUUCAUCCAAACUUUCAAAGCCAUUUGUGUUUGAUACCAAACCCCUUAUUAUACAGUAUGAGGUAAACUUCCAAAAUGGAAUAGAAUGUGGUGGGGCCUAUGUGAAAUUGCUUUCAAAAACCCCGGAGCUGAACCUGGACCAGUUCCAUGACAAAACUCCAUAUACAAUAAUGUUUGGCCCUGACAAAUGUGGAGAGGACUAUAAAUUGCACUUCAUCUUCCGGCACAAAAACCCAAAGACUGGCAAAUAUGAGGAGAAACAUGCAAAGCGUCCAGAUGCAGACCUGAAGAGUUACUUCACUGAUAAGAAGACUCAUCUUUAUACUCUAGUCUUGAAUCCUGAUAAUAGUUUUGAGAUACUGGUUGAUCAAACGGUUGUCAACAGUGGAAAUUUGCUAAAUGAUAUGUCUCCUCCUGUGAAUCCACCCCGAGAGAUUGAGGACCCAAAUGACCAGAAGCCUGAGGACUGGGAUGAGAGACCAAAAAUCCCAGACCCAGAUGCUGUUAAACCAGAUGACUGGGAUGAGGAUGCUCCUGCAAAGAUCGCAGAUGAGAACGCUGUGAAACCAGAGGGCUGGCUGGAUGAUGAGCCAGAAUAUGUAGCAGACCCUGAUGCUGAGAAGCCUGAAGAUUGGGAUGAAGAUAUGGAUGGUGAAUGGGAGGCACCUCAGAUUGCAAAUCCUAAAUGUGAGGCAGCUCCUGGCUGUGGUACCUGGCAGCGCCCAAUGAUUGACAAUCCAAACUACAAAGGCAAAUGGAAGCCUCCUAUGAUUGAUAACGUGAACUAUCAGGGUAUAUGGAAACCUAGGAAGAUCCCAAACCCAGAUUUUUUUGAAGACUUGGAACCUUUCAAGAUGACUCCCUUCACUGCUGUAGGACUUGAGUUAUGGUCCAUGACAUCUGACAUCUUUUUUGACAACUUUAUCAUCUGUACUGAAAGAGCUGUGGCUGAUGAUUGGGCCAAUGAUGGAUGGGGACUGAAAAAGGCAGCUGAUGGUGCCGCAGAGCCUGGUGUUGUGGGCCAGAUGAUGGCAGCUGCUGAAGAGCGUCCCUGGCUUUGGGUCGUCUACAUCCUCACUGUGGCUUUGCCAGUGUUCCUUGUUGUCCUUUUCUGCUGUUCUGGGAAGAAACAGCCAAGUGCUGCAGAAUACAAAAAGACUGAUGCUCCUCAGCCUGAUGUGAUGGAUGAUGAGAAAGAGGAAGAAAAAGACAAAGGGGAAAAAGAAGAGGAAGAGGAGGAGGAGGAAGCAAAUGAGGAAAAGCUGGAAGAAAAGCAGAAAGGUGAUGCUGAUCCAGGAAAUGCUAGUCAAGAGGAGGAGGAAGAGGAGGAGGAUGAUGACCGGAAACGUGCAUCAGAGGAGGAGGAAACUGUGAAUAGAUCACCCAGAAACAGAAAGCCAAGGAAAGAUUGAAAAAAGUCAUAAGAACUUGAUCUGUGAUUUUUUUUGUUUUGUUUUUUUUUUUCUUUUGUUUUGAAACAUGGUUCUGGGAGAGGACCUUGGACACCUUACAUUGAAACUUGGACAAACCUCAAGAUUUCACCAUCCACAGGUUCCAGUCACACUAUCCAAUGUAAUGGAGUGUCUAGCAGUAAAAUAUUUGCAAUCA
Pseudopipra pipra is the source of this 2154-nucleotide messenger RNA. It is a transcript of the gene CANX, whose product is annotated as calnexin. Gene Ontology annotation, molecular function: calcium ion binding. The record is from RefSeq and is a predicted model, not a curated record. Bases 141 to 1958 code for a protein of 605 amino acids. The transcript has 15 exons. Lineage: Eukaryota; Metazoa; Chordata; Aves; Passeriformes; Pipridae. Gene Ontology annotation, cellular component: endoplasmic reticulum membrane; endoplasmic reticulum. Gene Ontology annotation, biological process: protein folding.